AUGUUUUUCGAAAUUUUUGUCAUUUUGGUCCUGAAAACUGGAGUAUCUCUGGGAAAAUACAAUGUCGGUGUUUUAUAUGAUUUAUCCGAAUGGUCUUUGCAAGAUCUCCCCAAUAUCAAUGUUUCUGUGCCUACAAACAAUGUAACACCAUACCAAUAUUACCUCGACGGAAGUGACGUUUUCAACAUCACACGUAAAGUGUGUGAUUUAUCAGGGACUGAGAUUUUGGGAUUCAUUACGUUCACUUCCUGUAACAAGGGUCUUAUUCUCAGCAAUCAUGCCAGCUCAUUAAAUCUACCUCAUGUCCUAGUCACCAAGGAAGAAAAACCAUGCAUCCUAUCAUCCUCGCAGCCAACGCUAUCCAUUCUCACAGACUGUCGUCUGCUAAACGGAGCGUUUCUUUCUAUUGCGUCACAUAAAAACUGGAAAGCAGUCAACAUUAUUUAUGACGAUUCUUACGACGAAUAUUGUAUCCAGUAUUUGGUGGAUCAAUUUAGUUCUGCUGCUAUUUUCUCAACAACUUUUCUACUCUCCAAUGACAGCGACAUAGAGGCUUCACUUUCCUCCACUGAAAGAGGGAAAGAGACGGUGAUUUUUACUGCACUGAAUGUGAAUAAAACGAUUGAUACCAUACUAAAGGCCAGUUCCUUUGAGAUGUUUAGUAGACAAUAUUUCUGGGUGUUUAGCAUUGACCCAAAUCUAUUAUGGGAUAUUCAUGAACCAGAUGCACUGCAAAAUGGAAAUGUUCUUACUGUAUCAAGAAACAUUGCUCAUAAAAUGGAUAGCAGCCUUUCCGAUAUCAUUUUGUCUGAUGUUAUAAUGGCCUACAGACAUAGUUUACAGUUAAUGUUGAGUUAUAACUCGUCCUAUUCCAUAGGGACAUACGACUGUGAUUCCAACAGACCUACCCCAGGCGGUAGCCAGCUGCAUCAAAGCUUGUUGCAGACUUCAUUACAAGAAAUUUUGGGAACAUCAUCAUGGACUUCCGCUGGAAGUUGGGAUAACACUAUCUACAUUCAUAGUUGUCAAGCUGGACAGAAUGUGACAUUCUCUGAAGUAGCCACCUAUAACUAUUUAGAUGGAUUCCGUGUACAAGACGACAGACUUUUCAAAAACUUGUUUAAGGAUUUCGGGAACAGAACUCUCACCGUUGUGUCAUGGACAAGCACUCCUUUCACAAUCAGAGGAUUAAAAGGAAACAACAGCAUCUAUUACUAUGGAUUCUGUUAUGACAUUUUUAAUGAAUUUGCCAAAGUGUUUAACUUCAGAUACGUAACCAUCGACUCCGUGGAUGGUACAUACGGAGGCCCAACAGCCAAUGGUACAAAUGGGACAGGGAUGGUUGGCAUGGUUAUGAGGGGGGAGGCCGAUAUAGGGGUUGGACCGUUUACUGUGACCGCCUCUAGAGAAACAGUGAUCGACUUUCUGACACCCUUCCAAGAGGAGGGUGUGGGGAUUAUCAUGAAGACAGUUGAUCAAAAAGCUGACCAGAUGUUCCGAAUGUUUCUACCAUUUCAGUCUACCUCUUGGAUUGCUACUGGAAUGUCUAUUGUGGUUACAGGGUUUAUAUUGUCUAUAGUGUCCAGACUGAGUCCUUAUACACGAGAUGCAGAUAAACCUAUUCAUCAGAAUGUUUGGCUUGCCUUUGGGGCCUUCUUUGGUCAAAUGGGUGGAGACUCUACCCCUACGUCAGCAUCCGGUAAAGUGGUACUCGGUAUCUGGUGGAUGUGUACAAUUCUAAUUUUGGAACUGUAUACUGCAAACUUGGCAGCGUAUUUAACAAUACCACCAGCUAAAUCUCCAAUUAAGAAUCUUGAACAAUUGGCUGCAUCAUCUGAUUACAAGCCAUUGGUCAAAACGGGUUCGAAUCUCGAUUUUCUUUUCAAGAGAGCAAAAGGGGGAUUAUACAAGCAAAUAAGGGAAAAAAUGGAGGACAUGCCUGUUAUUAAAACUACAGAGGCAGGAUACGACUUGGUAAAAACAGGAAAAUACGCCUACAUGACAGAUGUAUCCCAACUUACGUAUAAAGUUCUAAAAGAUUGUCAAAGUAUGCUGGUUGCUGAAGAGACUUUCAAUAAAGCAGGGCUAUCCUUCAUCAUUAGAGAAGAUGCCGAAUUCAAAACGGCAUUCAAUUUGCACAUGAUCACGAUGAUAGAGGCAGGUUUAAUUGCCAAAUUCCGCUCCAAAUGGUGGCCUCUUGGGAGCGAGUGUGACGCACUAAGUUCAAAGAAAUCUGCCACUGAACUUCAGAUAGACAGCAUGGCCGGAAUUUUCAUUGUUUAUGGAGCAUUUACUGGACUUGCAAUCCUUGCUUUCGUCGCAGAAAUUUUAUUUGCAUAUUACAUUUAUCCAUUUUUGAGACAUAAGAGAAUUCAAUCUGCUGAAAAAAUUGCCUUGAAUGAUUCUUCAUAA
Saccostrea echinata is the source of this 2412-nucleotide messenger RNA. RefSeq names its product glutamate receptor ionotropic, delta-1-like. Gene Ontology annotation, cellular component: membrane. The transcript is spliced from 13 exons. Gene Ontology annotation, molecular function: glutamate-gated receptor activity. Lineage: Eukaryota; Metazoa; Mollusca; Bivalvia; Ostreida; Ostreidae. The record is from RefSeq and is a predicted model, not a curated record. Bases 1 to 2412 code for a protein of 803 amino acids.